Aplysia californica (California sea hare) is the source of this 3901-nucleotide messenger RNA. Its product is annotated as 2-oxoglutarate dehydrogenase, mitochondrial. NCBI's taxonomy places the organism in Eukaryota, Metazoa, Mollusca, Gastropoda, Aplysiida, Aplysiidae. The record is from RefSeq and is a predicted model, not a curated record. Gene Ontology annotation, cellular component: oxoglutarate dehydrogenase complex; mitochondrion. Gene Ontology annotation, biological process: tricarboxylic acid cycle. Gene Ontology annotation, molecular function: oxoglutarate dehydrogenase (succinyl-transferring) activity; thiamine pyrophosphate binding.
GAUUGGUUUAGGUGCGGUUUUUUACGCCAUGGAUAGGUAGAUCUACACAUUGUGACGUCACAGUCUCUACUACACACAGCUGACACACUUUGACGAAGGAAAAGCUAUAAGUAGGCCUAACAGCGGUCGGGGUUUCCUGCAUUCUACACACACAUGUGUCCAGAUCGAAAUACAAGGGCAAGUUUGUGUUGGUGCGCCAUAUUUCGCUAACUUGCUCCUUGGGAAGCCUUGAAUUGUGACGCAAAGGUCGAACUUGUGUCCGCGACUACGACCGGUAACGGAGGGAAAUAAAUGUCAGUCGCUGUGAAGAGUGAAUUAUUUCGAAACCACGGAGCCUGGAUAUAGCUGAGCCUACUUGUAUUCCACAACAAGGCAGUACGUCAAGUGACGCCAACCACCAGGCCCCGGCAUUCCUUCGCUCUUCCAUCGCUCCUCACACGACCGCUACCCUCGGCCAACUGAACUCCUCAUAGCAUCUGAGGUCAACAUCAGGUGCCGCACAAGCCCCUCCGAAGCCAUACUGGCUUUGACAAACCCCAGCUUCUGCCACAAUAUCAGACACUUUCACGUAGCAAGGACGUUACGGUUUGACGAUGCAUCGCAUCAAAAACCUGUUGCUACACUCGCACAAGUGCCGCUCUUUCCAUGAGCUGUCGGCUUUCUACCGCAGCUAUGCCGCGUCGUCUGCGGCUGGGGGGUCGUCUCGUGGCGGGAAGAGCUACGGCACUCAGGCGGCGGCCGAGCCUUUCAUGAACGGCAGUUCCUCAGCGUACAUUGAGGAUAUGUUUGAAGCUUGGCAGAGAGAUCCCACCAGUGUUCAUAAGGAGAUGGUGACCUUGACCGGGUGUUCCGUCUGCCCGCCACGACCUACAUUGGUGGGAACGAGGCUGUCCUGCCUCUCAAAGAGAUCAUACGGCGAUUGCAGGUUUGAAGAGUUCCUGGCACGCAAGUGGUCGUCGGAGAAACGCUUCGGCCUGGAGGGCUGCGAGGUCCUCAUCCCGGCCAUGAAGACCAUCAUCGACUCGUCCAGCGCCAUGGGCGUGGACAGCUUCAUCAUCGGCAUGCCGCACCGAGGUCGCCUCAACGUGCUGGCCAACGUCUGCCGCAAACCCCUGGAGAAGAUCAUCUGCCAGUUUGACUCGAAGCUGGAGGCGGCUGACGAGGGUUCCGGCGAUGUGAAGUACCACCUGGGCAUGACCAACGAGCGGCUGAACCGCGUGACCAACAAGAACAUCAAGAUCGCUGUCGUGGCGAACCCAAGCCAUCUGGAGGCCGUGGACACCGUGGUUCAGGGCAAGGCCAAGGCUGAGAUGUUCUACCGUGGGGAUACCGAUGGGAAAAAGGUGAUGCCCAUGCUCAUCCACGGCGACGCGGCGUUCGCGGGCCAAGGCAUCGUGUACGAGUGUCUCCACCUGUCUGACCUGCCGGCCUUCACCACCCACGGCACCAUACACAUCGUGGUCAACAACCAGAUCGGCUUCACCACCGACCCCCGUAUGGCACGCUCGUCCCCGUACUGCACAGACGUGGCCCGUGUGGUCAACGCUCCCAUCUUCCACGUCAACGCGGAUGACCCUGAGGCUGUCAUCUACGUGUGCAAGGUCGCUGCAGAGUGGCGGGCCCUGUUUGGAAAAGACGUCGUCAUUGACUUGGUGAGCUACCGUCGCUUCGGCCACAACGAGAUAGACGAGCCCAUGUUCACCCAGCCCCUCAUGUACAAGAAGAUCGCCAAAAUGCCCACGGUGCUGGUGAAGUACGCGGAAAACCUCAUCCACAACGCCGUGGUCACGCAGCAGGAGUACGAGGGUUUGAGGUGGGCUACUCCAUCACCAACCCCAACGCUCUGGUGAUCUGGGAGGCCCAGUUUGGAGACUUUGCCAACACGGCCCAGUGCAUCAUUGACCAGUUCAUCAGUAGUGGUCAGGCCAAGUGGGUACGCCAGUCGGGGAUUGUGCUACUGCUGCCCCACGGCUUUGAGGGCAUGGGCCCUGAGCACUCUAGUGCCAGACUGGAGAGAUUUUUGCAGCUGAGCAACGACGACCCGGACUACUUCCCGCCUGAAGGUCCCAACUUUGAGAUCCAGCAGUUGCAUGAGACCAACUGGUUUGUGUGCAACUUCACGACGCCGGCAAACUUCUUCCAUGCCAUGAGGAGGCAGAUUGCCCUGUCCUUCAGGAAGCCUCUGGUGGUGUGUACCCCCAAGUCCCUUCUACGUCUGCCCGAGGCUCGCUCCAGCUUCGACGACAUGGUGGAGGGCACGCAGUUCCAGCGACUCAUCCCCGAGCAGGGCGUGGCGGCCCAGAACCCCGCGGGGGUCAAGAAGGUCGUGUUCUGCAGCGGCAAGAUCUACUACGAGCUGGUCAAGGAGCGGGAGUCGCGCUCGCUCAACGAGGAGAUAGCCAUCUGCCGCAUUGAACAGCUGACGCCUUUCCCCAUGGACCUGGUGAAGGAACAGCUGCAGACGUACCCGAAGAACGUGAUCGUCUGCUGGGCACAGGAGGAGCACAAGAACAGCGGGGCCUGGUUCUACGUGGAACCGCGUGUGCAGACCGUCUUCCGCAGGAUGGGGCUCAACAAGAGGCUAGAGUACGCCGGCCGCUUCCCCUCUGCCGCCUCGGCCACGGGCAACAAACAGAUGCACCUGAUGGAGCUGGGCCAGCUGUACAACGCCGCCAUGGACCUCUCCCCCUCCCUGGCCUAACCACACGGCUCCACGCGCGCUCCCAGUGAUACGGCUCGACGACUCGUGCAGCCAGCGACACACACAGCAUUCACACACUGCGCCACACACAGCAUCACACACACAGUGACACGGCUCGACGACACACACAGCGACACACACAGUGACUCACUCGCAGCGACACUCAAGCAACGACACACACAGAGGGACACACACUGUGACCCACGCAGCCAGCGACACUCAAGCAACGACACACACAGUGACACACUCACAAUAGUCACAACGACACACACAAGCUGUGACACAGCUGAAUGCACACCAAUUGACGGAUGGACGGACGGAUGGGCUGCUGUAUUGAGCCGCUGACACGGAUGCUGAGGGGGGGGGGAUGGGAGCGUGAUAGCUCGCUGUGUCAUGUGGUCUCGUGACGACACGCACCGAGCCUUCGGAGGAAUGUGUACAUGAGUUUGUCUUUGUUGCUUAGUCUCAUGUGUAGCGAAGAAACGUGUCCUUUUAUUUGUCUGUGGGUUUGAGAAUUCAUGGACGUUUGUCUGUGGGUUUGAGAAUUCAUGGGACGUUUGUCUGUGGGUUUGAGAAUUCAUGGGACGUUUGUCUGUGGGUUUGAGAAUUCAUGGAUGUUUGCCUGUGGGUUUGAGAAUUCAUGGGACGUUUGUCUGUGGGUUUGAGAAUUCAUGGGACGUUUGUCUGUGACGUUUUCGUCGUAGAAUUGGAGGAACAGUUGUGGCACCUUUUUUUUUUUUCUUUUUAAAAUAUAAACCCACAAAAAAAAACAUGUGCAUAACAUAUUUUGGAAGUGGUGACAGAUGAUUGAAUGUGCUGCUUGAACUCUAUGGUGCUGAUGGUGGAAGUUUCUUGUGUGUACGUGACGGAUAAAUAUAUAUAAUAUGAAGAAGAUAAUGUCGUAGUCAUCAAAUAAUUGUGGUACCCAGGUCAGUUUUUGUUGUAGUUUUGAGUCAACGUAACCGAAGUAAGUAGAUCUAGUGCUUGUCCAAGUCAACCGUAUGGCUACAGAAGUAAGUCGUGCUUGUCCAAGUCAACUGUAUGGCUAUUGUCCAAGUCAACCGUAUGGCUUCAGCUCAUGGGAAAAUGUCUUAUUAACUGGGGUUGUUUUUUUUUUACUCGAAGCGAAACCGUGCGGCGUCGAGGAUACAAAGUGAGGAGCGGGCAUAGUUACCUGGCCAAUGAACUAGAGGCGUGGAA